CUGGCCGCUUUUGCUGUCGCCCCUACUUCUGUGCUCAGUUUUCUCUCUCUCUCUCCCCCACCCCCAUCUCUGUCCCUUCUCUCUGUUGGUCGGUCUCUGUCUCUGCUUGGCUUUGCCCAGGGUCGUGCUGUGGCCCAUUUUUGUGGCCAAAAAGCCUGGUUUUUCCUUUUCUUUAAGGAAGCCCUCAGGGUUGGGCUGGAGCCCCACUUCCGCAUUUGCCUUUUCCGCCUGAGCCUCUCUUCCAUCCUAGCACUCCGAUCCCCUGUGCUGCUGGGGGUCCCCACCCCUGGCUCAGACUGCACACCCAGCAGGCCCUUGAUAACGAGGGGCAACCACACUGGUUGACGAGUGGCACCCAGCCAUCUGUGUCCUAGAAGUCCCAUGCCCAGUUCCCUCCAAGCUCCCGCUGUUGAGCUGGGGAUGGGUGGCAGGCAGGCCACGGAGACCAAACAUGCCCCUUUCUCUGAGGGCGGAACCAAGUGCCUGUGGAUCAGUGAGCCGGAUCACGACGCUGUUCACCCAGGCAGCCAACAGCCUGGCGACCUUGUGCCCUGUGCCAUCUGCCUCGGCUCCCAGGUGGGCAGUAAGCCACACAGGUGCAUUGUGGCACCAGGGCCACGGGGGCAGCCAGCCCUGGGAAAGAUCGCCUGUUCCCACACUGUGUUUGCUCAUGUGUGUGUGCGCACGGGCAUGGCCUGCUGCGUGACCUUGGCCCAGCUCGAGGUAGCUGGAAACUGGCUACUAUCUGGCCCCAGGUGCAUGGCCUGGAGUGUGGCCAGGCUGGAGGAAGGGGCUGAGUAGGAGGAGGAAAAAGGGGCCCUCUGCGGGCAGCUGCCAACUCAGAGUCCUGGCCGGCUCCAACCCCAUAAAUACCCGUGGGCCGGAGGGAGGGCUGCACAUGGGCUGGCACACACCAUGGGUCACCUGGGGCUGGUUGUCUUGGGCCUCACCUGCUGCUGGGCAACCGUGAGCGCGGCCAAGCUGGGCGCAGUGUACACGGAAGGAGGUUUCGUGGAAGGUGUCAACAAGAAGCUUGGCCUCUUUGGCGACUAUGUGGACAUCUUCAAGGGCAUCCCCUUUGCUGCACCCCCAAAGGCCCUGGAGAACCCCCAGCGGCACCCCGGCUGGCAAGGAACCCUGAAGGCCAAGGACUUCAAGAAGCGGUGCCUGCAGGCCACCAUCACCCAGGACAACACCUACGGGGCAGAGGACUGCCUCUACCUCAACAUCUGGGUCCCCCAGGGCAAGAAGGAAGUCUCCCGGAACCUGCCCGUCAUGAUCUGGAUCUACGGAGGCGCGUUCCUCAUGGGAUCCGGCCACGGGGCCAACUUUCUCAGCAACUACCUGUAUGAUGGGGAGGAGAUCGCCACGCGAGGCAACGUCAUUGUGGUCACCUUCAACUACCGUGUCGGGCCCCUGGGCUUCCUCAGCACCGGGGACGCCAACCUGCCAGGUAACUUUGGCCUUCGGGAUCAGCACAUGGCCAUCGCUUGGGUGAAGAGGAACAUCGCAGCCUUCGGGGGGGACCCCGACAACAUCACUAUCUUUGGGGAGUCAGCUGGAGGCGCCAGCGUUUCUCUACAGACCCUCUCUCCCUACAACAAGGGCCUCAUCCGCCGAGCCAUCAGCCAGAGUGGCGUGGCCCUGUGCCCGUGGGCCAUCCAGAAGAACCCCCUCUUCUGGGCCAAAAGGAUCGCCGAGAAGGUGGGCUGCCCCUUGGACGAUACCGCCAGGAUGGCCAAGUGUCUGAAGGUUACCGACCCCCGCGCCCUGACGCUGGCCUACAAGAUGCCCCUGGCCGGCAUGGAGUAUCCCAUGCUGCACUAUCUGGGCUUCCUCCCUGUCAUCGACGGAGACUUCAUCCCCGAUGACCCCGUCAACCUGUAUGCCAACACGGCCGACAUUGACUACAUAGCGGGCACCAACAACAUGGACGGCCACAUCUUUGCCAGCAUCGACGUGCCCGCCAUCGACAAGAACAACCAGGAGGUCACGGAAGAGGACUUCUACAAGCUGGUCAGCGGGCUCACCAUCACCAAGGGGCUUAGGGGUGCCAACACCACCUUUGACAUCUACACUGAGUCCUGGGCCCUCGACGCAUCCCAAGAGACCAAGAAGAAGACCGUGGUGGACUUGGAGACUGACAUCCUCUUCCUGGUGCCCACCGAGAUUGCUGUGGCCCAGCACAGAGCCAAUGCCAAGAGCGCCAAAACCUACACCUACAUGUUCUCCCACCCCUCUCGGAUGCCCACCUACCCCAAAUGGGUGGGGGCUGACCACGCAGAUGACCUCCAGUAUGUCUUUGGGAAGCCCUUCGCCACCCCCCUAGGCUACCGGACCCAAGACAGGACGGUCUCCAAGACCAUGAUUGCCUACUGGACCAACUUUGCCAGAACUGGGGACCCCAACAUAGGACACUCGGCUGUGCCCACGCACUGGGAUCCCUACAGCAUAGAAAGUGGCAACUACCUGGAGAUCACCAAGAAGAUGGAUGGCCACUCCAUGAAGCAGCACCUGAGGGCCAGCUACCUGCGCUACUGGACCUUGACCUACGAGGCCCUGCCCACAGUGAGCGGAAACGGGGCCGUCCCCGCGCCCCCCUCGGGGGACUCUGAGGCCGCCCCCGCUCCCCCCAACGGGGACUCUGAGGCCGCCCCUGCUCCCCCCUCUGGGGACUCUGAGGCCGCCCCUGCUCCCCCCUCUGGGGACUCUGAGGCCGCCCCUGCUCCCCCCUCUGGGGACUCUGAGGCCGCCCCUGCUCCCCCCUCUGGGGAUUCGGAGGCUGCCCCGGCACCCCCCUCUGGGGACUCUGAGGGAGCUCAGAUGCCUGUAGUCAUUGGCUUCUAAUGUCCUCAGCCCUAAGAAGCCAUAGGGUGAGACCCCGGGGGGCCCACCUCCCCUCCAGCGCUCCUCCCGAAUAAAGCUUCAUCUGUCUGUC
This is a messenger RNA of Mustela lutreola (European mink), 2938 nucleotides long. It is a transcript of the gene CEL, whose product is annotated as carboxyl ester lipase. Gene Ontology annotation, molecular function: sterol ester esterase activity; signaling receptor activity; neurexin family protein binding. The record is from RefSeq and is a predicted model, not a curated record. Lineage: Eukaryota; Metazoa; Chordata; Mammalia; Carnivora; Mustelidae. Bases 916 to 2847 code for a protein of 643 amino acids. The transcript is spliced from 11 exons. Gene Ontology annotation, cellular component: cell surface; synapse; postsynaptic specialization membrane. Gene Ontology annotation, biological process: chemical synaptic transmission; neuron cell-cell adhesion; presynaptic membrane assembly.